CGCGCGCGCCAGUCUGGCUCGGGCCGUACUACUACUACUCGCUGCUCCGACUCCGCUGGACUGCCAGUCUCGCGCUGGCUGUCGAGCGUUCGGCACGCUCCGCUUUUCCGCUGCGACGUCAGUCAGUAGUAAAUAGCCCGCGCGCUAUACUUGACUGCUUUUCGUACGUUCAAGAGUCUUGACGACAAAGCGUCGAGUUGAGUUCCUCUCCGAGAUGGACUGAUCGUUCUCGCGGCCGCUCGUACGACGCAAGUGAGUUCGGAGGGUGCGAGAGGGAGAGAGAGAGAGAGAGAGAGAGAGAGAGAGAGAGAGAGAGAGACACGGGGACUGCUGGGAGGGAAAAGUGCGGGAGUGACCAUUAAUCGCCGCACAUCGGAGUCCUGGCCGCGAAAGAGCUGCGCCGCGGUCCUUCCAGAGUGUGCGGCUCGUGGAAAAUGCGAAAUGCGGGGGAGUGUCGCCGCGCUCGCUGCUAGUGCUCGUCGGUCCGUUUGUUGACAGCUGGGCUACAGGGACGGACUCGAGAUGGACCGCCGCGAGGUGCUGCCGCUGCUGCCGCUGCUGCUGCUGCUGUUGCUGCUGAUCGCGGCCAGUCACGUGGAGGCGUCCACCGCGACGACCAGUGGCACGAGCCUCGCGCCACCCUCGUCCGCGGCUGUGCUGCGCUACCCGCGCUACUGCCACUGGGACUCGCCGAGCGAGGGCAGCCUCUACUGCCGGCAGAAGGAGCCGGCGAGCAGCGGACGCCUCAACCUGACCGAGCUGCCCGCCGAGUCGCUCAUCUCGCUGACGCUCCUCUGCUACGAGCCCGUCGACGACGAGUACGGCGGCGACGACGGGGAGCCGCUGCUGCCCGACAGGCGCGCUCCCCUCGCCGCCGAGGAGCUCGGCCACCUCUGGAGGCUGCGGGCGCUCAGGAUAAUCGGAUGCCGAGUCGGCCGGCUCGCCGCGAGAGCCUUCGCCGGACUGCGGGACCUGCGAAACUUGACCAUCAGGACGGACAGCGCCGGGCUGCACCACGUCUCGCCGCAGGACGGGACCGCGGCCGGCGGCAGGUUCGCGCUCGAGAUCGAGGAGGGGGCCUUCGACGCGGCGGCCCAGCUCGAGAAGAUCGACCUCUCGGCCAACAACGUGUGGCAGGUGCCGCGGCGCGCCUUCUGCCCGCUGGCCAACCUCGUCAGCCUGAACCUGUCGCGCAACCUGCUCGAGGACCUGGCCGAGCUGGAGUUCGGCUCGCCGGCCGGCCCCGCCGCCGAGAGGAGACCCAGGCGGCUGCAGGAGCAGCCCCCGGCGUCCGGCCAGCAGGCGAGCGGCUGCUCGCUCGACAUCCGCGUGCUCGACCUGUCGCGCAACCGCAUCUCCGUGAUCGGCGGCCGGCUCCUCUCGGCGCUGCGCCGGCUGAGCACGCUCAACCUCGCCGGCAACGGCAUCGCCGUCCUCGAGGACGAGGCCCUCCAGGGGCUGCGCUCGCUGCGCAGCCUCGACCUCUCGGACAACCGGAUCGUCGCGCUGCCCACGGGGCUGUUCCGCGAGGCGGCCAACUCGCUGAAGGAGCUCAAGCUGCAGAACAACUCGCUGACCGUGCUCGCGCCCAGCCUCGUGGCCAACAUGAACCAGCUGGUCGCCCUGGACCUGUCGCGCAACCUGCUCACCAGCUCCUGGAUGAGCGGCGCCACCUUCUCCGGCCUGAUCCGGCUGGUGCUGCUCGACCUCUCCUUCAACCGCAUCGACAAGCUCGACCCGGCCCUCUUCAAGGACCUCUACACGCUGCAGAUCCUGAACCUCAAGUCCAACGAGAUCGAGCGCAUCGCCCCCGACACGUUCGCCCCCAUGAGCAACCUCCACACGCUCGAGCUCUCGCACAACCAGCUGCAGUACCUCGAGGGCUCCUCGCUCAACGGGCUCUACGCGCUCUCGCUGCUCGCGCUCAACUACAACCUCAUCGAGUCCAUCCACCCGGACGCCUUCAAGAACUGCUCGAGCAUCCAGGACCUGCAGCUCUCGGGCAACAACCUCGAGGCCGUGCCCGCGGCCCUGCGCGACAUGGGCAUCCUCAAGAUGCUCGACCUCGGCGAGAACCGGCUGCGCGUCCUCGAGCGCUCGAGCUUCGAGGGCCUGAGCAGCCUCUACGGGCUGCGGCUCAUGAACAACUACGUGGAGAACCUGACGCAGGACGCGCUCGCCGAGCUGCCCGCGCUGCAGAUCCUCAACCUGGCGCGCAACCGCAUCGAGCGCCUCGAGCCCGAGGCCUUCCGGGCCAACCCCAUGCUGCAGGCCGUGCGGCUCGACUGCAACCUCCUCGGCGAGCUCUCCGGCGCGUUCGCCAACGUCUCGAGCCUGCUCUGGCUCAACGUCUCGGACAACCGGAUCGAGCGCUUCGACUACCGCCAGCUGCCGGGCCAGCUCCAGUGGCUGGACCUGCACCAGAACGAGAUCGCCGAGCUGGGGGCGGCGCCGGCGGCCAGCCGACUGCAGACCCUCGACGCCUCGUUCAACCGGCUGAGCCGCAUCGCCGGGCGCGACCUGCCCGACUCGCUGGAGCUGCUCUUCCUCAACGACAACCUCGUCGAGAGCGUCGAGCCGCAGAGCUUCGUGGGCAAGCUGAACCUCAGCCGCGUCGACCUGUACGCCAAUCAGAUCGUGCGCAUGGAGCUCUCGGCGCUGCAGCUGAGCCAGCUGCCGGCCGAGCGGCCGCUGCCCGAGUUCUACAUCGGCGGCAACCCCUUCGUCUGCGACUGCACGACCGAGUGGCUGCAGCGCAUCAACAACCUCCAGCUGCGCCAGCACCCGCGCGUCAUGGACCUGCAGUCGGUCUACUGCCGGCUGCCCUACGACCGGCGCCGCUCCUUCGUCCCGCUGCUCGAGGCCAAGCCCUCGCAGUUCCUCUGCGGCUACUCGGCCCACUGCUUCGCCCUCUGCCACUGCUGCGACUUCGACGCCUGCGACUGCGAGAUGACCUGCCCGGGCAACUGCACCUGCUACCACGACCAGUCCUGGGCGGCCAACGUCGUCGACUGCUCGAGCUCGGGCUACAAGCGGCUGCCCGGCCGGCUGCCCAUGGACGCGACCGAGGUCUACCUCGACGGCAACGAGCUCGGCGAGCUCAACUCCCACUCGUUCAUCGGCCGCAAGAACCUCGAGAUCCUCUACGCCAACGACAGCCAGAUCGUCUCGAUCCGCAACUUCACCUUCAGCGGGCUGCGCCGGCUCUCGGUGCUGCACCUCGAGAACAACCGCAUCGCCGCCCUCCACGGCAUGGAGCUCGCGCCCCUCGAGGCGCUCAAGGAGCUCUACCUGCAGAACAACCUGCUCGCGCACAUCGAGAACGGCACCUUCCUGCCGCUGCGCCAGCUCGAGAUCCUGCGGCUCGACAACAACCGGCUGACGCGCUUCGCCGUCUGGCUGCUGGCGCGCAACCCCUACCUCGUCGAGCUCGGCCUGGCGGGCAACCCCUGGCACUGCGAGUGCGGCUACCUCGGCCGGCUGCGCGACUGGAUGCUGGCCAACCGGGAGAAGCUCGCCGACUGGCGGCGAGUCGGCUGCGCCGGCGGCGGCCUGCCCGUCCUGGUGAACGGCUCGCAGGCGGCGGCCGACUGCGCGGCCCUCGCCUCGGUGAGCUCGAGCGCGCGCGACCGCCGGCUCGAGGCGUACCUGCCGCUGCUGCUGGCCAGCGGCGUGCUGCUCUGCGUGACGCUGGCCCUGCUCUGCGGCGGGCUUCGGCACCGGCGAGCGCUGCGCGCCUGGGCCGCCAGCCGCUGCGGGCUGCGCGCCUGCUACAAGACCGCCGCGUUCGAGGACCGCGAGAAGCCCUUCGACGCCUACAUCUCCUACUCGGCCGUGGACGAGGCCUUCGUCUCGCGGGUCCUCGUGCCGGGGCUCGAGGCCAGCUACCGGCUGUGCCUGCACUACCGGGACCUCGGGGCCGGCUCCUCGGUCGCCGAGGCCGUGGCCGAGGCCGCCGACUCCUCGCGGCGCACGAUCCUCGUGCUCUCGCGCAACUUCCUGCACGGCGAGUGGGCGCGCUUCGAGUUCAAGGCGGCGCUGCGCGAGGCCCUGCGCGGCCGCGGGCGCAACGUCAUCCUCCUGCUCGUCGGCGGCGUCUGCCCCCGGGACCUCGACGCCGAGCUGCGCAGGCGGCUCUCCUCGCACACCCUCCUCGUCUGGGGCGACAAGCUCUUCUGGCAGAAGCUCAGGUUCGCCAUGCCCGAGCUCAACCCGCAGCAGCACCUCGAGCGGCCGCCCUCGCUGCCCACGCCGCCGCCGCCACCUCAGCACCUCUGGGCGUGAGACCGCUGCUCCUGCCUCGCCAGUCAUGCGGACCGGCAGGCGACGUACAUAGUCGACGAAUUGGCGAAUGGGUCAGCGUUCGACUCGCCUAGCAUUUCGUGAUAUAUACAUACGUGAAAAAAAAACGGAUAAUCGCGAGGCCUCAUUUUUCGAAGGCUGUCAUUUUCACAUCAUCGAAGUAGCCCCGUCAAGUGAAAAAUCGUCAAAUUCUUCACCCUCCCAUCGUUUCUACUCUUCAAGAAUCGUGAUAGCUUCGUAGUAUUCGCGCGCCAGUGAGUCAUUAGAGCAAAUCUCAGCGUUAACGCAGCCUGUGUAAUAUUCUUGUGUCGCAACGAAAUACGUAAAGAUUUUUCUCUCUUCCCUAUCUCUUCUUUAUAUUGAAAAGAUGUAAAAGUUUACUAUUUUGCUCGAAAAAAAUUAAAAAAGAAAAACUGCUAUAAGAGAAAUAUAAUGAAAAAAAAGAAAGUUAACAUAUGAAAUCGAGCGAUAUCGUGAAUGUAAAUACAAAUUUUGUAUAUUUGUAAUAUAGAUAGGCGAAUAAAUUAUGAAAUAAA
Nasonia vitripennis (jewel wasp) is the source of this 4838-nucleotide messenger RNA. RefSeq names its product toll-like receptor 6 (gene Toll-6). The record is from RefSeq and is a predicted model, not a curated record. Gene Ontology annotation, biological process: signal transduction. The transcript has 3 exons. Gene Ontology annotation, cellular component: extracellular matrix. The coding region runs from base 523 to 4284 and encodes 1253 amino acids. Gene Ontology annotation, molecular function: protein binding. Lineage: Eukaryota; Metazoa; Arthropoda; Insecta; Hymenoptera; Pteromalidae.